Botrytis byssoidea is the source of this 1590-nucleotide messenger RNA. RefSeq lists its product as uncharacterized. The record is from RefSeq and is a predicted model, not a curated record. NCBI's taxonomy places the organism in Eukaryota, Fungi, Ascomycota, Leotiomycetes, Helotiales, Sclerotiniaceae. Bases 1 to 1590 code for a protein of 529 amino acids. The transcript is spliced from 6 exons.
AUGGCUCCGAAGAUCCCAGAAUUUAUCUCGGAUGGAUUCGAGGCUCUCAAAUUGGUAGCUCAACUAUCAUGGAGACGCAAUGUGAAAGCUUGGAUUCAAGUCCCUUUUGGCAUUGUUUUGAUUCUUCUAGCAUGCUUCGGUAUCAAUGCUCUUAUAGGACUCAGUUCAGUCUCAUUUCCUGCAUCUGUGGCGUGCUUGAUUUUGCUAUUUUUGAUUUUGAAUCUUAUUGAUUUGGUUAUUGGUCACCAAAGAACGAGAGCUUUGGUCUCAAUUAUUGAUAUUCCAGCUGGAUGGGCUCUUCGAUACAUCAAUCUUUUUUUCACGCCCUCUUUCGUCCUGUUGCCCUUGAGUGAUAGUAUCACUGCUACAGAAGUAGGUAAAAUCAUAGGAGUAUUCCUCGUUGGGUUCUUGGUUAUGUUCGCCAUCACAGCCUGGUUGGUUCGCGGUCUGCAAGUUCUAGUAGGUUCGACUAAGCGUGCUAUCACUGAAAGGGCGGAAGAAAUGGGCGCCGAGAAUGAUGCUAUUCCUCUCGCAGUGUCGAGUAAUACCGACUUCACGUCAACCGACACAAUUAGUCCUAUACAGGAACAAGAGCUAGCUGUGAUUAGAGAUGCUAGAGAUCCACGAGAGUCACCGCAAACAGAAAGUCCACCGCCAGAAGCUAUCUCUAGUACCACUCAGGUUCAACAAGAGCCAUUACCACUCACACGAGCUCAAGUAUGGGCGGCGUUCAUUAACAGGAACUUAGAUUUACUCACCUACAGCGUCAUGUUCCUUUUCAUAGGAAUUCCUGUUUACUAUGCUACCGGCUAUGCAAUGCCAGUACAACUUACUUUUAACGUACUAGCUUACUUUGCAGCACAAUCCCUCCCAGUCCGUUGGAAGCAAUUUUUACACCCUGUUUUACUAUCAUCUGGCAUCACUAUCCUUGGUAUAUGGAUCUUGGGACUUGUUAAAGGCAACAACCUAGGUGAGAUCUUAGGAGAUUACAAAACCAAUACCAAAUAUAUCGCCUACUGGGAUGGAGAAGGAAAUCUUCCUCUACCCGGUGCUGGUGAUAUCUUUAAUAGCAUUCUCGACGCCUCCAUCGUCUCCCUCGCUCUUCCCAUGUUUCAAUACCGCCACGAAUUAAAAUCACACUUCAUUCCUAUCACAAUCCCCAGUGUUGUUCUCGCUAUCGCUUCACUAUUCGGUUAUCCCCCUCUCUGCUACUCUCUCGGUAUAUCCCCUCCAAUUUCUCUUUCAUUCUCCGUGCGUUCAUUGACUCUCGCCCUCGCUACCCCUGCCGCCACCAACCUUGGCGGGAACACCAACGCAGCUGCCGCUCUUGCCAUCAUGUCCGGUAUUCUCGGUGUUUUGAUUGGUCAACGUCUUCUUACUUUCCUCAAAAUUCGCCCUGAUGAUUACAUCACCAUCGGAGUUGCUAUGGGUGGAAAUGCGAGCGCAAUAGCUACUGCAUUAUUACUAGUUAGUGACCCGAGAGCUGCAGCUUUAAGUAGUUUGAGUAUGAGUCUCUUUGGGAUUGUGACUCUGGCGUUGACUUCUGUGCCGCCGGUAGUGGAUAUUAUUAGGGGGUUAGUCGGUUUGUAG